This is a messenger RNA of Heterostelium album PN500, 342 nucleotides long. RefSeq names its product putative mediator complex subunit 11 (gene med11). The transcript has 2 exons. Gene Ontology annotation, cellular component: mediator complex. The record is from RefSeq and is a predicted model, not a curated record. Gene Ontology annotation, molecular function: transcription coregulator activity. The coding region runs from base 1 to 342 and encodes 113 amino acids. Gene Ontology annotation, biological process: regulation of transcription by RNA polymerase II. NCBI's taxonomy places the organism in Eukaryota, Evosea, Eumycetozoa, Acytosteliales, Acytosteliaceae.
AUGAAUUCAUUGACAGUUUUAAAUAAUAUAGAAGAUCGUGUAGUCGAAUCAAUCAAUACCGCUGGUAAAGCAUUGAAUAUUCUCUCGAAAUCAUUAGAUAUAAAACAAACUACACCAUCGAUACAAGAAUUCAAACAGUUAUCCGAUCGUUAUUUUAAUAUCGUUGAGAAAGAUGUAUAUAAAGGUUUAAUGGAAUUUGUAGAUUCAAUGACAGAUGUUGCACCUUUUGAUCACUCUAGCUAUUCAAACAAAUGUGAACUCGAUGUAUCACAUAAUUUCACAGAGAUCAUAUUGUUACAUCUUGAAGAGAUGGAGGAAAUACUAAAAGAAGAUAUCAACUGA